AUGGAGCCUACAUCGCCCACUUCACCCAAGGAAGAGCCGGCCUCACAGCACGACUUCGACCAGCGACACGAUGGGCCCUUCGAGGCAGCGCAUAGACCGUCCAUACAGAUUCCCGAAUCGGCGAAAGCACUUCCAUCACGUCCGGGGCCGCCACGAGCAGAUAGACAGGAUUCGAAUAGAUCAUUACCGCUGGCAGACAAGGCUUCAAUGAGCCCGGGUGAUACUGUCACGUCGCCAGCAAGAGGUCGCAAGAGUGUCCAGCUACCACGGCAAGACUCGGAACCAAGGGAAGGAGAUGUUGGGCGAAAGAGUACACAGAUAGCACGAGGGAAUGGCCCCAGGCCUAGUCGUGACUUCGAUGUACGAAGAGACGGACCUUAUGGCAGACCCUCGAUCACGAUGGUGAGGCGGAGAUCUUCUGCGUUUUCACCAACCGGACGACAAUCACUGGAUGUACGAAGACCAUCGGCAACACUCGGUGCACUACAUGGUCCUGCUGCGCCAACGCCAGAAGAGCUCGAGAUGUAUCCCAGCGCGGAGGAGAAUGUUGCAUUCGAGCCACGACCGCCUCCAUUAAACUACAGCCUUUGGGAUAGGAGAUGGUUCAUUGCAUUCUUCUGGGGCAUGAUCUUGAUUGAUGUGAUUGCGCAACCUAUUGCGCUCUACUUCAGCUUGUGGUACUACACCAAUUUGUCACCCAACACCGUCUUCUCGAUCAUCACUGCAGCACUUGGAGGUGUCAGUAUCUUCGAGUACUUCCUGCGAUUCUGGCGGUUGUGGAAGAAAGACAGUACUUGUCGCGUGCUGGGUGCACGACGCUGGUACUUGGACUGGUUUCAUUGGAACUUCUCCGGAGGCUGGAUCAUCGUCAUGAUGGAGCUCAUCGUUGGCUCCGUUCCAGAGGAUCCACCCAUCCGCCUCCUUGCCAUGCCUCUCGCGACUAUGCUCUUCGUCUUCGGCGUGGAAAUGCUCGUCGUCGAUACGAUGCGCUACUUCCAGAUGCCCGCCCCCGUCCGCAUCUCCUCGAUCCCGAAGGGCGCCCAGCUCCGCCCAGCAAUCUACUCACUCAUCGAGGACAUCGUGGCUGUCGACGGCAGCGGCGGUUCGACCUACCGCGAAGCGCUCAACAAGCGCUACGAGUCUAGCCACGUCUUCCGCGCCAUGCUCCGCCGCUUGGGCGCUUUCUGGAUGGUUGGGUGUAACGCCAUGGCUGUAGUCACCACGAUCCUCAUCUUCACGAUCCAACACGAAGCGGCAUACUGUGUAGGCUGGAGCGCGCCAUUUGUAUGGGUGGCAAUCUGGACGGCCAUGACGAUUUGGUAUGUCAAGAGGAAGCUGAGAGAGGAGCAAACGGCAUGGGAAGCAGAGAUUGCCGAAAAGCAGGGCGCCAUUGCAAUGAGUGAGCGCAACAGCGAAAGAAACGUAGUGGAAGGCACCGACGGCUCUGCAGAACCACUCCCUGUGGAUCGCAAAGAGCAUGAGCAGGAGAUUGAGGUCCAGGGAACGAGUACAGCCACCAUUCCUCCACAUGCUACAGCUACGGGUUAG
Fulvia fulva is the source of this 1548-nucleotide messenger RNA. RefSeq lists its product as uncharacterized. The record is from RefSeq and is a predicted model, not a curated record. The transcript is spliced from 2 exons. The coding region runs from base 1 to 1548 and encodes 515 amino acids. Lineage: Eukaryota; Fungi; Ascomycota; Dothideomycetes; Mycosphaerellales; Mycosphaerellaceae.